Messenger RNA from Prorocentrum cordatum, 486 nucleotides. The record is from the annotation of a GenBank genome assembly. NCBI's taxonomy places the organism in Eukaryota, Dinophyceae, Prorocentrales, Prorocentraceae.
CCUCACGCUUUCUCCCUCCUCAUGCCUCCUUUUGCCUUCUGCUUGUCUUGCCUUCUCCUAUUCGGCUGAGGUUGACGCACGUUGUCCCCUUCUGCUUCUGCUACCCAUGGGUAUUCGUCCUCACGGGCCUGCUCGCACUCGGCCUCGUCUGGCUGACGAGGUUCCUCGCAGCGCUGUUCAAGGCCUCCCCCGGCCACGAGCAGGAGGCGGUGUCCCUGCUGCUGCAGGUGGUCUUCUGCCUCUUCGCGCACUCCAGCGUGCCCGUCAUGAUGCGGGUGUACGGCGGAGAGUGGCGCCACGGCGGCUACUCCAACCAGCUCUUCUCCCGCGUCUUCCGCGGCGAGUUCGAGCGGCAUGAUUGCACCUGGUUUAGCUUUACCUACGGCGUGGACCUGAUGCUGCGCUGGACGUGAGGGCGCCAGCACGGCCGGCGACCCAGCUGGCCAGCGCCGUGCGGCCGCCGCCCCAGGGGGCGGAUUGGAUGGG